Populus nigra (black poplar) is the source of this 708-nucleotide messenger RNA. Its product is annotated as autophagy-related protein 8f. Lineage: Eukaryota; Viridiplantae; Streptophyta; Magnoliopsida; Malpighiales; Salicaceae. The coding region runs from base 165 to 533 and encodes 122 amino acids. The transcript is spliced from 6 exons. Gene Ontology annotation, biological process: cellular response to nitrogen starvation. The record is from RefSeq and is a predicted model, not a curated record.
AAAGGAUUAUAUAACUGAAGAGUAGAAAUGAAGAAGUCUAUUAUUUAAAGAAAACAAAAACCAAAACAGCUUCGACUUUAUCUGCGACCAAACCAAAUAAACACAACACCCACGAGUUCUUCAUCAACACAAAAAGCUCUCUCCUUCUCUUGGCACACGCAGGAAUGGCAAAGAGUUAUUUCAAGCAAGAGCAUGAUCUUGAGAAGAGGAGGGCAGAGGCUGCUAGGAUCAGGGAGAAGUACCCAGAUAGGAUUCCGGUGAUUGUGGAGAAGGCAGAAAGAAGUGAUAUACCAAACAUAGACAAGAAAAAGUACCUUGUUCCGGCUGACCUGACUGUGGGGCAGUUUGUCUAUGUCAUCCGCAAAAGGAUCAAGUUGAGCGCAGAAAAGGCAAUCUUUAUAUUUGUGGAUAAUGUCCUCCCACCAACAGGUGCUAUCAUGUCUGCCAUAUAUGAAGAGAAAAAGGAUGAAGAUGGGUUUCUCUAUGUUACCUACAGUGGAGAGAACACUUUCGGAACUCAGAUUCCACUGUAGCCAUCUGUGGUUGCCUCGUUUCUUUCCUGGUUUCACCAAAUUUGAUUUCAUAACUAUUGUCUACAUCGCCAUGUGUCAAUAGUUCUUUAUUCUGCCUAAAUAUACAUAUAUUUCCAGUCAUGUAUAUAAGCUUGACAAAUCCUUUCAAUCUUAAAUCAUCUUUAAUACUUCUUCA